This is a messenger RNA of Chlamydomonas reinhardtii, 2760 nucleotides long. RefSeq lists its product as uncharacterized. The record is from RefSeq and is a predicted model, not a curated record. Lineage: Eukaryota; Viridiplantae; Chlorophyta; Chlorophyceae; Chlamydomonadales; Chlamydomonadaceae. The transcript is spliced from 17 exons. The coding region runs from base 112 to 2067 and encodes 651 amino acids. Gene Ontology annotation, molecular function: alpha-1,4-glucan glucosyltransferase (UDP-glucose donor) activity.
GUUCAACUGGCCCCCCAGAGCGCGCUGGUUGAUUCGCGCUAGGGGUUUGCAAUUUUGCUCGCACACAGCCUGUCACCCGGCCAGCCCGCUAUUGGGCUUUUUGUACUAGAAAUGAAGAGCUUCAUGCGGAGGGAUGCGCUCGGCGCGGGGCUCCGCGGUGCAGCCAGCACAAAGCCCGUCUCAAGGGUCGCCAGCGUGAGGCCUGCGCCUACCGCCUACCGCACUGCCUGCCAAGUUGCGAAGGUGGAUGAAAUGGUGUCGGUGGAUGAGGAGCUUACUCGUCUCCGCAAGGAGAACGAGCUCCUGCGCGCCCAACUGGCGCUGUACCAGCAGAACCAGCAGCCGUCCGUGGGUGCCGCUGCCGUUGCCCCGCCUGCUGCCGCCACGAAGGUGCUGGAGAAGCCGGCGCCGGCCAAGCAGGCUUCCGUGGAUGGUGGCAUCAUCUGGCCCAAGCCGGGUGAGGCGUUCUGGGAGCGCAGCCCCCGCGCAUCGCCCAUGCCGCUGCAAGGCGGUGCGGCGGAGGCGCCCCCGGUUGAGCGUGACGGUAACCCCAUGCACAUCAUUCACAUCACCGCCGAGAUGGCACCAAUUGCCAAGGUGGGCGGCCUAGGCGACGUGGUGACUGGGCUGGCCAAGGCGGCGCUGGCGCGCGGCCACUUCGUGACGGUCAUGCUGCCGUUCUACGAGUGCCUGCCCAAGGACCAGAUUGAGGGCCUCAAGCACGAAUGCGACAUCGAGGUGCCCAAGGGCUACCGCUGGGACGGCGAGAUCCGCGUGGGCCCGCUCAAGACGUCAGUGUUCUGGGGCCGUGUCCAGGGCUGCCCCGUGUACCUGAUCAAGCCCGCUGACGACACCAACUGCAACAUCUUCCGCGGCGGCCGCAUUUACGGCGGCUCCUACAACGAGAUGGAGGCCUACCUGUACUUCUGCAGGGCCUGCCUGGAGUACCUGAACGUGUCGCAGCAGAACCCGCACGUGUUGCAGCUGCACGACUGGCACGCCGCCGCCGCGUCCAUGCUGUACUGGGACGUGUACAACCCCAACGGCUUCAGUCGCACGCGCCUGAUGCUCACCAUCCACAACCUGGACAACACCGGCGAGACCCGCCAGGACGAGUUCUUCUUCACAGGUGUGCCGGGUGAGAACUUCGCCACCAUUGAUAAGGCGCUGGACGAGCGCACCAUCGGCCACAACCCUGAGCGCCUCAACCUCAUGAAGGGCGGCAUCGUGUACUGCAACGCGGUGACCACCGUGUCGCCUACCUAUGCCAACGAGGUCCUCAACGGCGGCGCGGCUGGCUGGCUGCGGAGCACCUUCGCGCGCCCCGAGCUGCGCUCCAAGUUCCACGGCAUCCUGAACGGCAUUGACUGUGAGGAGUGGAACCCGGCCACUGACGCGCUGCUGCCAGCCAACUUCGACGCCGACCGCCCCGCCGGGAAGGCGCUGUGCAAGGAGUUUCUGCAGAAGGGUCUGGGCCUGGAGGUGGACCCCCGCAAGCCGCUGGUGGCGGUGGUGAGCCGGCUGGUGCCGCAGAAGGGCAUCCACCUCAUCAAGGCCGCGCUGUUUCGCACCGUGGAGAAGGGCGGCCAGUUCGUGCUGCUGGGCUCGGGCCACUCGGACCCGGCCUUCAGGCAGCUGGCUGACGGGCAGUUCAAGGACCACCCCAACUGCAGGCUGAAGAUCAUGUACAGCGAGCGCCUGGCGCACAUGAUUUACGCCGCUGCUGACGUGGUGGUGGUGCCGUCCAUGUUUGAGCCGUGCGGCCUCACGCAGAUGAUUGCGCUGCGCUACGGCGCGGUGCCGCUGGUGCGCCGCACGGGCGGCCUGGCAGACACGGUGUUUGAUGUGGACGGCCCGGCCGGCGGGCCCGCGCAGCCCCGCAACGGCUUCGUGUUCGACGGCUCCGACGACGGCGCGCUGCAUGGCGCCCUGGACCGCGCCCUGACCCUGUACACCACGCAGCCUGAGCGCUGGGCGGCGCUGCAGCAGGACAACAUGCGCCUGGACGUCAGCUGGGGCAAGUCGGCGAAGAGCUACGUGGACGUGUACCGCUCCAUCAGCGCCUGAGCAGGAAGAUUGAGAUGACUCAACAGAGAUUGGAGAAAAGGACGAGGGCGCAGCACGUCCUGCAUAGUGCAAGAGUGCUGCGGGCGCAGUGGCAGCGAAGGAGCAGGCACGGCGUAACGUCACACAUGCACGCUAAUGGGUGUGCCCCGCUGCGGGGACGGCAUUGGUUCUGGGGACCGCUCGUGAGUUCACCUAUUGUUUACUGCUGGCCUGGUCUUCAGACGGGGCUGCAGUGCUUGUAUUAUCAGCAAGGGACUUAUUUUUGCCGGUGGCAUAGUAACGGUACCAUUUGAGAGAGAGGUAUCACAGAGAGGCAUGGCACCGUACAUCCGAUGAUUUGGGUGGGGCGCUGGCGGUUUUGCGGGAGCGCACGACACGCGUUGCGCACAAGUAGCCCGCGAGUUUUGUACCUCGCCUCGAACCACGUUUUUGGGGUGCGUUUGAGGGCGAAACCAUUUUGCAGGGAGAUGAGAGAGGACGAGGUUGGCAGAACGCGGUGGUGCCAUACAUGGAACGAUUGCGCCACCCGUAGGCCAGUGGUACCGUAUCCGCCGGGGAAUUCCGAGCGAGCCUUGUACGUCACGCUUGUACGUAACUCGGUUACUGCGGACACAGAACUUGCUAUUUUUAUAUUUAAGGAAUUCGGCCACUGACGCCGUGGACGCCGCCCCUGCCUUCGUAAGAUACGAGCGC